Gavia stellata (red-throated loon) is the source of this 1338-nucleotide messenger RNA. RefSeq names its product adrenoceptor alpha 2C (gene ADRA2C). Lineage: Eukaryota; Metazoa; Chordata; Aves; Gaviiformes; Gaviidae. The record is from RefSeq and is a predicted model, not a curated record. The transcript has a single exon. Gene Ontology annotation, molecular function: alpha2-adrenergic receptor activity. Gene Ontology annotation, biological process: regulation of smooth muscle contraction; platelet activation; regulation of vasoconstriction. Bases 1 to 1338 code for a protein of 445 amino acids. Gene Ontology annotation, cellular component: membrane.
AUGGAUCUGCUGCUGGUGGUGAACACGAGCUUGGGCUCCCCCAACGAGUCCCUGGCGCUGCCCCCCUCCUCGCCGUCCUCCUCGGCCCUGCUGCAGCCGCCCUCCCCCUACUCCCCGGCGGCCGUGGCCAGCCUGGCGGCGGUGGUGGGCUUCCUCAUCGUCUUCACCAUCGUGGGAAACGUGCUGGUGGUGAUAGCAGUGCUCACCAGCCGGGCGCUGAGAGCCCCCCAGAACCUCUUCCUCGUGUCCCUGGCCAGCGCGGACAUCCUGGUGGCUACCCUGGUCAUGCCUUUCUCCUUAGCCAACGAGCUUAUGAAUUACUGGUACUUCGGCAAGGCUUGGUGUAACAUUUACCUGGCGCUGGAUGUGCUCUUCUGCACCUCCUCCAUCGUCCACCUGUGCGCCAUCAGCCUUGACAGGUAUUGGUCGGUCACACAGGCGGUGGAGUACAACCUCAAACGGACACCUCGGCGGAUCAAGGCCAUCAUCCUCACUGUCUGGCUGAUUUCAGCUGUCAUCUCCUUCCCGCCAUUGAUCUCCAUGUACCGGGACCCUGAAGGAGAUGGCUUUCCCCAGUGCAAGCUCAAUGACGAGACAUGGUACAUCCUUUCUUCUUGCAUUGGCUCUUUCUUUGCCCCCUGCCUCAUCAUGGUGUUGGUCUAUAUCCGCAUCUACCGCGUGGCCAAGCUAAGGACCAGGACCCUCUCUGAGAAGCGUACGAUGCCAGAGGGGUCCUCCCAGACUGAGAAUGGCUUGAGCCGCGCUCCUGGCGGCUGCACGUCCCUGAGGAUGCAGCUGGGAGAGAAUGGACAUUAUUCAGUGCACCACUGGCGCAAAGCCUCUGAGCUGGAGGACAUUGAGCUGGAGGAGAGCAGCACCUCAGAGAGUAGACGGAGGCGGAGCCGGGAGGAGCAUCCCCGCAAAAGCAGCAAGAGCCAGUCCUUCUCCUACUCGUAUUCCUCCAAGCACUCUAGUAGCCGUCUGUCCCGCUCUAGCAAUCGCUCCAUGCAGUUCUUCUCAUAUCGCCGUCGCCGGAAGCGUAGCAGCAUCUGCCGUAAGAAAGUCACCCAGGCCCGGGAGAAACGCUUCACUUUUGUGCUGGCUGUGGUCAUGGGGGUCUUUGUAGUUUGCUGGUUCCCUUUCUUCUUCAGCUACAGCCUCUAUGGUAUUUGCCGGGAGGCAUGUGAGGUCCCUGAGACUCUCUUCAAGUUCUUCUUCUGGAUUGGGUAUUGCAAUAGCUCCCUCAACCCAGUCAUCUACACAAUCUUCAACCAGGACUUCCGCAGGUCCUUUAAACACAUUCUGUUUAAAAAGAAGAAGAAGAACUUCCGGCAUUGA